CCACCCACAAAAGCUCCAUCACCAUUCACCAACACAGGUGGCUGGGCUUCUGAAAUUCAGUUCAAAAGUGGGUCUCGCUCUCACCGCACUUCCUCCUCCACCACCACCGGUCCCCUCCUUCUCCGCCAAUUCUUAGUAUCCCUUCCUUUUCUUGUCUUCUUCCUCCAAAAUCCCUCCAUUCCCCAUUUCUCUAUCUCUGCUUUUUCCAUUGCAGAGAUUCCCUCCGCGUUGCGACGACCCGAGUCUCGUCUCACUCUCUUUCUCUUUCAGCUUCUCCUCCUCCCUCCUCCUCCUCUUCUUCUCCCUCUCUCUUUUAAAAAUCGAAAGCUAGAUCGCUCUCUUCCUCACCCCAUUCCUCUGCUUCUGCAUUCUGUGUGUGAGAGAGAUGAAGGGAGAGGCGAAGCACGAGAGGCGGUGGGGAUCGGAUUCCGUCCCCGCGAGGGCGGCGGCUCUCAGCAGCAGCAGCGCCGGGACUUCUCCGGUGAGCGAGGCGAUGAGCUCGGUGGCCGGGGCGGAGGAGGAAUUCGUGGAAGUCACGCUCGAUUUGCAGGACGAUGAUACGAUUAUACUCCGGAGCGUGGAGCCGGCGACGGUAAUCAACAUCGGCAACGGUGGGAGUGGAAGUGGUAGUGGUGGCGAGGGAGACGAGAGUGGUGGAAGGGAGCUGUUGCCUCGAUCGAAUCCGGUUUCCGCUCCCCCGUCCAGAUCCCCGACGAUCAAGCGGAGCUCGUCGAACAAGCUGCGGCAGUUCUCGCAGGAGCUGAAGGCGGAGGCGGUGGCGAAGGCGAGGCAGUUCUCGCAUGAGUUGAAGGCGGAGCUGAGGAAGUUUUCGUGGAGCCACAGGGCGUCUCGCAACUCUUCGCAGCAGCCGCAGAACAAUAACAAUGGCGGCAGUGUUUCCGCUGGAUUCGACUCCGCCCUCGCCGCUCGAGCUAUGAGGAAGCAGCGAGCUCAGCUGGACCGGACCAGGUCCAGCGCUCAGAAGGCCCUCCGCGGUCUCAAAUUCAUCAGCAACAGGAAAUCGCAAGGCAUCGAGGCGUGGAACGAAGUCCAGCACAACUUCGAUAAGCUCGCCAAGGACGGUUACCUCUACCGCUCCGAUUUCGGGCAAUGCAUAGGGAUGAGGGAUUCCAAGGAGUUUGCACUCGAACUGUUCGACGCAUUGGGCAGGAGAAGGAGGUUGAAGGUGGAGAAGAUUAGCAGGGACGAGCUGUACGAGUUCUGGUCACAAAUCACCGAUGAUAGCUUCGAUUCACGGCUCCAGAUCUUCUUCGAUAUGGUGGACAAGAACGAGGAUGGCCAAAUUGGAGAGGAAGAAGUAAAAGAGAUUAUUAUGUUAAGCGCUUCGGCGAACAAAUUGUCAAGAUUAAAGGAACAAGCAGAAGAAUAUGCAGCUUUGAUCAUGGAAGAGUUGGACCCUGAAAGACUUGGCUACAUCGAGCUAUGGCAACUGGAGACACUUCUUCUACAGAAGGACACGUAUCUAAACUACAGUCAAGCACUGAGCUACACGAGCCAAGCCUUGAGCCAGAACUUGCAAGGGCUAAGAAGGAGGAGCCCAAUAGUGCGGAUGCGGACAAGGUUCCUCUACUUUUUGGGAGAGAACUGGAAGAGAAUCUGGGUGUUAACUUUAUGGAUCAUGAUCAUGAUCGCCCUCUUCACAUGGAAGUUCUUUCAGUACAAGCAGAAGAAUGCUUUCAAGGUCAUGGGUUAUUGUCUCCUGACGGCCAAAGGUGCGGCAGAGACAUUGAAGUUCAACAUGGCCCUUAUUCUCCUGCCGGUGUGUAGGAACACCAUCACUCGCCUCAGGUCCACACGGCUUGCUUAUCUUGUGCCUUUCGACGACAAUAUUAACUUUCACAAGACUGUCGCCGCAGCAAUCGUAGUUGGUGUUAUUCUACACGUUGGAAACCACCUUGCCUGUGAUUUCCCGAGGCUGGAGCGCGCAUCGGUGGUGGACUACAAUCUGUACCUCAGAAAUGACUUUGGAGACCAUAAACCAAGUUACUUCAAAUUAGCUAGAGGAGUAGAGGGUGUAACCGGAAUUCUUAUGGUGAUCUUCAUGAUCAUUGCAUUUACACUGGCAACGACAUGGUUCAGGCGCAACCUUAUUAAGCUCCCUAAACCAUUCAACAGAAUUACCGGGUUCAAUGCCUUCUGGUACUCACACCACCUAUUUGUCAUCGUCUAUGUCUUGCUGGUUGUCCAUGGUAUAUUCCUCUACCUUGUUCAUCACUGGUACCAAAAAACGACGUGGAUGUAUCUCUCUGUUCCCGUCUUGCUCUAUGCCGGAGAAAGGGCCCUCAGGUUUUUCCGCUCUGGCUCAUACACAGUCCGGCUUUUGAAGGUUGCUAUAUAUCCCGGAAAUGUGCUCACAUUGCAAAUGUCCAAGCCAAAUCAAUUUCGGUACAAGAGUGGACAGUACAUGUUUGUUCAGUGCCCUGCGGUUUCUCCAUUUGAAUGGCACCCAUUUUCAAUCACCUCUGCUCCUGGGGAUGAUUACCUAAGCGUUCACAUUAGGCAACUAGGCGACUGGACCCAGGAACUCAAAAGGGUAUUCUCUGAGGCAUGCGAGCGCCCUGUUGCAGGGAAGAGCGGCCUUCUUAGAGCUGAUGAAACCACCAAGAAAAGUUUGCCAAGGCUGUUGAUAGAUGGGCCUUACGGUGCCCCUGCACAAGAUUACCGGAAAUACGAUGUCUUGUUACUUGUUGGUCUGGGAAUUGGGGCAACUCCUUUCAUUAGCAUUCUCAAAGACUUGCUUAACAACCUUGUGAAGGAAGAGCAGUCGGAUUCAAUAUCAGAAGUCAGCAGAACAUCGGACGUUAGCUAUGCCAGCACUGAUGGCAUGAGACGGAAAAAGGCGUUGAAGACCACGAACGCUUACUUCUACUGGGUGACGAGGGAACAAGGCUCCUUUGAUUGGUUCAAAGGGGUGAUGAAUGAGAUUGCAGACCAAGAUCAACAGGGGGUGAUUGAGAUGCAUAAUUACUUAACCAGUGUGUAUGAAGAAGGCGAUGCUCGAUCAACCCUCAUUACCAUGGUGCAGGCCUUGAACCAUGCAAAGAAUGGUGUGGAUAUUGUCUCUGGAACCAGGGUGCGAACCCAUUUCGCAAGGCCUAACUGGAAAAAGGUGCUGUCAAAACUAAGUUCCAAGCACUGUAAUGCAAGGAUAGGGGUAUUCUACUGUGGGGCACCUGUUCUAGCACAAGAACUGGGCAAGCUCUGCUACGAAUACAAUCAGAAAGGGUCUACCAAGUUCGACUUUCACAAAGAGCAUUUCUAAGGGGAAAAGGCGUUGUACUAGGUGUCUCAGGUUGCACAUAGACAUCAUUUCCACCACUCCUUGCCUCUACAUAUACGUAAGAGCAUUUCUUGCAAUAAACCCAGAGUAGCUUUGUAUAGCAUCCAGAAUAGUGAGAUGAAAGAAAGCAGAAAAUUCCAACAAAAAAAAAAGAGGAGCGAGCCAGAAGGGAAACAAAACACAGAAUGUAGAUAGGUAUAUAUAUUACAGCAGAAAGCUGAGCGAUUCCGGUCGGCGGACAGUCUGGUCAUCAAUCAGUUUUUCAGCCAGUAAAUUAGUAGUAAGCUAGAUAGGCUGCGUGGAUGCAGCCAGCCAGUAAUUGGUGCUUGGAGGAGAGUGGAAUUACAGCUGCAAUGGUGAUCCAAAAAGUCUGCAGAAAGCUUGUUUGGGGGAAUGGAUGGAGGAUUAUGAUUCAAGUGGACCAAGUGGAAGUGUCCUCUGUAGGGUUACUACUUUCUACACAGGAGGCUUCAUUGGCAAACAUUCUGAAUGGAAUGGUGGGGGGAAUAUACAGUUUUGAGACGGGAGGUAGGUAUUCAAUAUUUAUGGGUCCUACCAGAAGCGUGGGAGUCGGAUAUUGGAGAUGGGAAAUAGGGGGAUGAGCUAAUUUUGUCUUCCAUUUCGCUUGGUUGCAUAUUAUUAUUUCUUUUUUGUCAAAACUUGUUUGUCCUCAAUGGGAACAGCCGCAGGCAGGGAAGAAGAAGAAGUAUGUUACUCCUUCCUUACUACAGAAUGUGUAUUUGAGAUUGAGUAUGAAUGCUUGCUGGGGACGCACAGUGCAAAGACCUGUCGUCUCCAUCAGCAUGAUUCUGCGCUUUCUAUGCUAUUAAAGCAAGAUGAAUUUGUAUAUGCAAAUACCAGUCACUGUAUUUCUUGCUCCAUAGAUUAUUAUUUGGUUGGUUAGUUCCAUUUGAGUGGACUGUUAUCAUAUCAAUUAGUACCUAUUACAGG
Molecule: messenger RNA, 4252 nt
Organism: Linum tenue
Lineage: Eukaryota; Viridiplantae; Streptophyta; Magnoliopsida; Malpighiales; Linaceae
Source: the annotation of a GenBank genome assembly